Molecule: messenger RNA, 942 nt
Organism: Trichomonas vaginalis G3
Lineage: Eukaryota; Parabasalia; Trichomonadida; Trichomonadidae
Product: phosphoprotein phosphatase protein
Exons: 1
Coding region: 1-942 (313 amino acids)
Cellular component (GO): cytoplasm; nucleus
Molecular function (GO): protein serine/threonine phosphatase activity
Source: RefSeq, a predicted model, not a curated record
AUGAAAAAGGUGGACACACUCGCGACGAGUGUAUUACACCAACUUUCUAAAUUAAAGCCCGGAAAACUAUCUUCUUUACCUAUUACAGAUAUUCAAAUUCUUUGCAAAGAAGUAAAAAGAAUCAUAAUGAGUCAGCCGGUUCUUUUAAAUUUAGAAGCACCAUGCACAAUUUUUGGUGACUUACAUGGUCAGUAUUAUGACAUGUACGGAUUUUUACAAAAAGCAGGCAUGCCACCAGAAAAACAAAUUUUAUUUCUCGGAGAUUACGUUGAUAGAGGAAAAAAUUCAAUAGAAAUACUUCUUACACUGUUCUGUCUUAAAAUCAAGUUCCCAGAAAAGAUAUGGACCUUAAGAGGAAAUCAUGAAUGUAAAGAAAUCUCCAAACAAUACGGAUUUCACGAAGAAUGCAUGACACGAUACGAUGAAAGUAUAUGGGAUACAUUCAAUGAUGUUUUUGACUACUUUCCUAUUGCAGCGAUCAUUGGAGGGAAAAUCUUUUGUGUACAUGGUGGAUUAUCUCCCCAAUUGUCAGAAUUAUCACAAAUAGCAACCAUGCAACGACCUAUUACAAUACCAGAAAGAGGACUCAUAGCAGACCUUGUUUGGGCAGAUCCUUCACCAUCUCAUGAUGGAUGGCAUGAGAGUGACAGAGGAACAUCAUAUACGUUUGGACCAGAUGUUGUAGAUGCAUUUUUGGCCAAAAAUAACUUUGACUUGAUUUGUCGAGCUCAUCAAGUCACAGCAAAGGGUUAUGAGUUCCCAUUCUUCCCUAAUAGAAGUACUGUUACAGUUUUUAGCGCUCCUUGCUAUUGCAAUGAAUAUAACAACUGUGGCGCAAUAAUGAGUGUUGCAAAGGACCUCAGAUGCAGUUUUGUUGUUAUAGAACCAGAUCCUCCUGCAGGAAAGAUAUUAUUGAGCGUGCCAGAAUACAGAGAUUUCUAA